Molecule: messenger RNA, 1615 nt
Organism: Rhagoletis pomonella (apple maggot)
Lineage: Eukaryota; Metazoa; Arthropoda; Insecta; Diptera; Tephritidae
Exons: 2
Coding region: 99-1550 (483 amino acids)
Source: RefSeq, a predicted model, not a curated record
UGCAAUUCCAAAUCGUGUCCUCAAGCUUGCUGUAGCUGCGAACCCUAAAGUGUUCGUCGAUAGUUUUAACGAAUGCUUUAAAGAAGGAGUAUUUCCUGAUGUAUGGAAGCGCCAGCGGCAAGCCUGGAGUUCCACUUCGUCCUAUUGUCUCUUCUAUUAUGGUCCCCUGUUACAAACUGUCCAAAUACAUCGGCGAGAUUUUACAAAGUCUAAUUUCAGGAAAAUAUAACGUCAAGAAUGCUUUUAAUCUUAAAGAUAAGUUAACCAACGUCCAUGUGUGUGAUGAAGAUGUUUUAGUUUCGUUUGAUGUCCUUUCCCUAUUCACAAAUAUACCAACGACAUUAGCUUCGAGAAUAAUUAUGAAUAAGUGGGACCUAAUUCAACAGAAAACUUCUAUUCCAAAAAAGAAAUUUCACAAAAUAAUAGACUUUUGCCUCAAGGAUAACAAUUACUUUAUGUUCAGCAACAAACUAUACGCACAAACAUUUGGAAUGCCCAUGGGAAAUCCAAUUUCUCCAACAAUCGCUGACAUUAUCAUGGACAACCUACUGGACAACACCAUCACUGAGCUGAAAGAAAAAUUUAACAUUGACAUAAAGUUUGUAACAAAAUACGUGGACGACAUCUUCGCUAUUAUCAAACGUAAUGACGCGAAUAUUAUUCUAGAUACUCUUAAUAAAUACCACAAUAAACUGAAAUUUACUAUGGAAAUUGAAAAAGACUCAAAAAUACCAUUUCUAGAUGUUUGUAUUUAUCGAGAAAAGCAAAACCUCCUUCUAGACUGGUACUCAAAACCAACCUCCUCUGGACGCCUGAUAAAUUACUUCUCAUCUCAACCAAGAAAAUAUAAAAUUAACACCGCAAAAAACUUAAUCCACAAAGUACUGACGAUAAGCCACACACAGUUCCAUGACACCAAUAUAGAGAAAAUAACCAACAUCCUAAAAAACAAUAAUUAUCCUGUCAAAUUAAUACACGAACUCAUAAAUGAGGGAAUAAUAAAAAAUAGCAACCACCCUAACACACAAUCGGACUCAGAAACAACAAAAAGCGCAAAGAAAUUCUUCAGUGUUACAUACAUUCCCAAUCUUACCGAUAAUUUUGAUCAUAACAUAACAAAAACACAAAACACAGCACUUGCAUAUAAAUCUAAUUGCACACUUUCGAGAAUAUAUACAAAAACAAAGUGUCCAGUGGAGGUCCACCAACAAAACAACGUAGUCUACGAAAUUAAAUGCAAUGGGAAGGAAACAGAAACAUGCGGAAAGUUGUACAUUGGGACAACGAAGCGGCCUUUAGGUGUUCGAUUAGGCGAACAUGAAGCGGACAUAAGGAAACGGAAAAGCAGUACAGCAUUAUCACAGCACAUUUUAACAAGUGGACACACAGCUGAUUUCGCGAACACAAAUAUUAUUGACAAAGAAAGAAGAGAACAGAUUCGAUACACAAUAGAGAGCCUUAGAAUUAUGCAAAAACGAGAAAUGACAAUUAAUAAGAAGGAAGAUACAGACAACAUUGCGGCCGCAUACAUAACUUGUUUACAGAAAUGAAAUUUUCAGUACUGACAAAACUACCACAUCAAGUGAUAAAAUAAACACUACCCCUGAGGAUGCUA